Talaromyces rugulosus is the source of this 3750-nucleotide messenger RNA. RefSeq lists its product as uncharacterized. The record is from RefSeq and is a predicted model, not a curated record. Gene Ontology annotation, biological process: telomere maintenance; double-strand break repair via nonhomologous end joining; mitochondrial double-strand break repair via homologous recombination. The transcript is spliced from 6 exons. Lineage: Eukaryota; Fungi; Ascomycota; Eurotiomycetes; Eurotiales; Trichocomaceae. Gene Ontology annotation, cellular component: nucleus; Mre11 complex. Bases 1 to 3750 code for a protein of 1249 amino acids. Gene Ontology annotation, molecular function: manganese ion binding; DNA endonuclease activity; 3'-5'-DNA exonuclease activity.
AUGCCGCCUCUAGGAGACGCCGAUACAAUCCGCAUCCUCGUGUCCACCGACAACCAUGUCGGCUACAACGAGCGCGACCCCGUGCGGGGCGACGAUAGCUGGAAGAGCUUCCACGAGAUCAUGUGUCUGGCAAAAGAACAAGAUGUCGACAUGGUUUUGCUGGCUGGAGACUUGUUCCACGAAAACAAGCCGUCUCGGAAAUCAAUGUAUCAGGUGAUGAGAUCCCUACGCAUGAACUGUCUCGGCGACAGACCCUGCGAGCUGGAAUUCCUGAGCGAUGCAAGCGAGAAUUUCCAAGGCGCGUUUAAUCAUGUCAACUAUGAGGACUUGGACAUGAAUGUUGCUAUGCCAGUGUUUUCCAUUCACGGAAACCAUGACGAUCCCUCUGGAGAGGGCCAUCUGGCUGCGCUGGAUAUCUUACAAGUAUCGGGACUGAUUAAUUAUUACGGACGAACCCCAGAGUCUGAUAAUAUACAGGUCAAGCCUGUCUUGCUCCAGAAAGGGCGCACCAAGCUAGCCCUAUACGGGCUCAGCAAUGUUCGCGAUGAGCGUCUCUAUCGUACUUUUCGCGAUGGCAAAGUCAAAUUUUUCCAACCUUCGGUUCAAAAAGAAGAUUGGUUUAACUUGAUCUGUGUGCACCAAAACCAUCACGCACACACCGAGACAAGCUAUUUACCAGAACAUUUCUUGCCCGAAUUUCUAGACCUUGUUAUCUGGGGUCACGAACACGAGUGUCUCAUCAAUCCCAGGCUCAAUCCCGAAACCAAAUUUCAUGUUAUGCAGCCGGGUUCAUCGGUUGCUACCUCUCUUGUUCCAGGAGAAGCCGUCCAAAAGCAGGUUUCUCUCCUCAGCAUCACCGGCCGGGAGUUCAAAAGCGAGCCAAUCCCACUAAAAAGCGUCCGUCCUUUUGUGAUGAAGGAGAUUGUGUUAUCAGAAGACAAAGAAGCCAAGAAGGUUGCGCGAAAGGAGAACAAUAGGACCGAGGUCACCCGUCUACUGAUGACGUACGUCGAAGAUCUGAUUGAACAAGCCAAAUCAGAGUGGAUAGAGUCGCAUCAGGACGAUAUAGACGGCGACGAAGAACCCGAGAUUCCUCUUCCGCUCAUUCGACUGCGCGUCGAAACGUCAACACCUGACGGUGGAAGCUUUGAUUGCGAGAACCCGCAGCGGUUUUCUAAUCGGUUUGUGGGCAAAGUAGCGAAUGUCAAUGAUGUCGUGCAGUUUCACCGAAAGAAGAAGACAGCGACGACGAGCCGAAAGGCCGACGAUGCUGCGGCUGAGGCAGACAUGUCUCAUCUAGCCACGCUCGACACGGUCAAGGUUGAACAGUUGGUGCGAGAGCUUCUCACGGCGCAGUCUCUAAGUAUCCUUCCUCAAAAUUCAUUCGGCGAUGCGGUGUCCCAGUUUGUUGACAAGGACGACAAGCAUGCAAUGGAAAUGUUUGUCAACGAGUCGCUCGACAACCAGGUCAAAUAUCUGAUGGGGUUGGAGCGGGAUGCCGACCUCGAUGAUGAAGACGAGAUGCACCAGUCUCUACAGAACGCGAUGGAAAAAUACCGCACACAAAUGGAGGAUCUAUUUUCCAAAGGCGCCGUCCGGCGAACGCGAGGCAAGAAACGAUUCAAGCCCAAGCCAGACGGCUGGGAUUCCGAGUUUGACGGGCCAUGGGAAGACCAGCCUGGUGCCUUGAUCCAUUCUGACAACGAGGGCGGCGACCCUAACGAAGAAGAAGCUGGAGAAGACGGGACUGAAAGGCCAACUGCGGCCACUCACGGACGAGGACGAGGGCGAGGCGGUCGUGGUGCCGCAUCGUCAACCACCACACGCAAGACAGCUGCUACAACCACUACGAAGACUACGAAAAAGGCCACCCCAGCGGCUAGAGGGGGCAGGCGCAAGCAGGCCAUUUCAGAUGAAGAAGAAGAGGAGGAAGACGCAAUCAUGCUGGAUGACGAUGACUCUGUAGAAGAGCCCCAAGCAAUUGCGUCAGAUGACGAAGAUUCCCAGGCCCUUUUUGUGCAACAAAAGCGUCCUUCUCGCGCGCGUCAACUGGCUGCUAGUACAACGACCAGCUCGAGACGAGGCGGCAGAACAGCUGCAUCGCCGGCACCAUCAUCGGUCACGGCAGCAGCCUCAUCGACACGACGCAGUGGCCGCGCAGGGGCAAAGUCCACCCAGCAGACGACACUGAGCUUUGCAUCGCAGGACAACUCUACUGGUGCCGGAAAACGCAAUGCGCCGCGGCCGGCACGAGGAGGGUUUGCUGAAAUGAGCGAUAUUGAAGAUGACGACGACGAUGCUUUUGAGCCGUCUUACGCCAAACUUUUCGCCGCCGCCUGCGGUCUGGCUUCCACUGCCCAAGCUGUCCACCCACUCAUUGUUGAGGGCAAGGACUUUGUCAACAGCGUCACCAAAGACCGCUUCCAAAUCAUUGGUGUUGACUACCAACCCGGCGGUUCCUCUGCUUUCAAGAAGACCGCAGACCCUCUGGCCGACAAGGAUGCUUGCCUGCGUGAUGCCGCCAUCUUGCAACGCUUGGGUGUGAACGCCAUCCGUGUCUACAACUUGGCCCCCGGCCUUAACCACGAUGACUGUGCUUCCAUCUUCAACGCCGCCGGUAUCUACAUGUUCUUGGACGUCAACUCGCCCUUGACCAACGGUGCUCUUGACCAGACUGCCCCAUGGACCACCUACAACCACUUCUAUCUGCAGCAGGUCUUUGGUGUCAUUGAGUCUUUCAAGAACUACCCCAACACUGCCGCCUUCUUCUCUGCCAACGAGGUGAUCAACGAGGCCAGUGUCGAGCAGGCUGGAAACUACAUCCGAGCUGUCCAGCGUGACAUGCACGACUACAUUGAGAAGCACGCCAACCGCAGCAUUCCCGUCGGUUACUCCGCCGCUGAUGUUCGCCCUCUGCUCGUCGACACUGCUUACUACCUGUCUUGCGACCUCUCAAACUCAACCAGCUCUCGCUCCGACUUCUUCGGCCUUAACUCGUACUCGUGGUGCGGUGAUGCCACCUACAAGUCCAGCGGUUACAAUGUCCUCACCCAGGACUUCAAGGACAUUUCUAUGCCCGUCUUCUUCUCCGAGACUGGCUGCAACAACGUCAGGCCCCGCGUCUUCUCCGAGAUUGAAGCUAUCUACGGUCCCGACAUGUCCCAGUCUCUGUCCGGUGCUCUCGUCUACGAAUACAGCCAGGAAAAGAACGACUACGGUCUCGUCCAGAUCAACAGCAACGGCUCCGUCUCCCUGCUUGUUGAUUUUGACAACCUCCAGAAGCAAUACAACAACCUCGACCUGGACGCCAUCACCAAGGCCAACUCGACUCAGACCUCUAUGGAUGCCCCCACCUGCAACCCUGACGAGAUCACCUCCAACAUCACCAAGAGCUUUGACAUUCCCGAACGUGUGGAUGGAAUUGACAAGAUGGUUGAGGACGGCUACACCAAGAACAUCCACGUCGGCGAGCUGGUUGAUGUGACCUCGACCAAGCUUUCCCAGGAUGUCUUCGACUCCAAUGGUAACCUCAUCAGCGACAUCAAGUUGAACAUUCUCUCCGAAGACGCUGUCAACACCCCCUCCAAAUCCAGCUCCAGCUCCACCUCCUCUGACUCCAGCUCUACCUCCCCAUCCGGUACAAGCUCGGGUACCGCUGCUGCUACCUCGAGCGGAGCUGCCAGCUCUUUGACUGCUGGCUCGGUGACUGGCUUCGGCGGUCUCGUUGCUCUUGCCUUGAUGGCUCUCUAA